AUGUCUAGCCGGGCCUGCCGGGCGUUUCUCCGCUGUUAUGUGCCUGUUUGCUGCCGGACGCGUCGCUGCUUUCCUUCCUUCUGGACCGCGCGGUUCCGCUCCCCACUUCUUCGUUUGCCGCCAUUCCUUCCGCGCUUUUCUUCGCCCUCCUCGCUCCCUCCGCCGCGCCUCUCCUCCUUCUCGCCUCCCGCGGUACCUCUGUUUCUCCGUUUCCACCUAGGCGUUUCGCUGCGCGUGCUGGGCGAGCGGCGACGCAAUUUGCUGCACGUGCUCUGCGCGCAGAACCCCGUGCGGCACUUCGAAGACGUCGCGCUGCAGCUGCUGGCCAAAGGCGUCGAAAUUGACGCGGCAGACGAAGACGGAAACACUCCGCUGCACCUCGCGGUGCUCUACGCCAACCCCGCGAUGAUUCGCUUCCUGGUGACCCGCGGGGCGGCGCUGGAUCGCGCCAAUACCGCGGGAAAAACACCCGUGCAGCUAGCGACCGAGCUGAAUAUCAGCGAGGCGGUCGACGCGUUCACGGCGUGUGCGCGCGUGCCGCUGCCUCCCGCGGUUCCGCAAGUGUUUUUGUGUUCCGAGAAGCGAUUGGUGGUGCGGUGGAAGCGGCCAAUCAGCGGCGAGGGCGUUCCGGAAGCGACGUUUUUCGAGGCGGAAGCGACGGAUUUGGGGAGCGGAGAGAAGCGAAGUCUGGGGAAUCAGUGGAGUGGAGAGUGUAGGAGAAGAAGAAGGAGAGAGGUGAUGGGUAGCGCUGACGAUCGAAAACCCGAUCAGUGA
This is a messenger RNA of Blastocystis hominis, 774 nucleotides long. RefSeq lists its product as hypothetical. The coding region runs from base 1 to 774 and encodes 257 amino acids. Gene Ontology annotation, cellular component: nucleus. Gene Ontology annotation, molecular function: protein binding. Gene Ontology annotation, biological process: regulation of gene expression. The transcript has a single exon. Lineage: Eukaryota; Bigyra; Opalinata; Blastocystidae. The record is from RefSeq and is a predicted model, not a curated record.